AGAAAAUUCGAUUUCUUUUCUUUUUUUUUUUUAAAUCUCUCUCUUUUUCUUGCUCUCGUCCUAUCCAUCAAUAUCUCCUCGAAACGUCAACCCGAUUCCAGUUUUAAUUUUUAUUUAACUCAAUUUUCCACUUCUUCAAUAUAAUUUUUUUAACUGCCAUACCAAAGCCAACAAUCCCACAAUCUCUUUUACGUAUCUAUAUAAAGGAAGAAGUGAGGGAGAAAUCGAUUUUAAUUUUUUGUAUAUCUUUUUUGUGGUGUGUAAUUUCUACGAUGGGAGAGGAUUUUCAGGCGGGUAUUUGCAGCGAUAAUUGGUGGAGCUCUUCGAGGGUGGCGAUCGGGGGAUUGUCCCCAUGUUCGGUCGGGAUCGCUGACUUUGGCUGGCCGCCGUCCGAUGAUCAUUUUCCCGACAUCAAACCCAAGCCGUCCGAUAACUCCAUGGCUUUCCAAGAUCAUUCCGCCGCCACUUUCCCCACCUCCGAUUGGAACCAAACUGAUGAUCUCCUUUGUGGCGGUGGACGAGGUGAGAGCAACUUCAAUUACAGCCCAACCAACAUGGAUUAUUGUGAGGUUAAUUCUAUAAAAUACAGUUCAUCGAGUAGUAGUUGCCAGGGUUUGUUUCCUGUUGACUCAACUACUUUAUAUGGAUACCCUUCAAAGUUGCAGCUCCCAAGUUUAUACGAUGAUCCUCAAAGUCAUACCCUUUUCAACACUACUACUAGUGAUUUAUCUUUAUCAUCAACUCCUAAUUUUCCUUCUAAUUAUGGCCUCAAACCCUCACUCCCCAAACAGCCUCAAGCUCAGCCUAUUUCUUCUGGCUUGCACUUCACCAAUAACACACCCUUUUGGAAUGCUUCCGCCGCAGCCUCAACUGACAAUAUUCCGCAGGCCAUUGUUUCUUCCGGCCAACUUCUGGCGUCUAUACUUGAAGACAGAAACCCCAAAUGCCAAAACAGUACUCUUGCUUUGAAGGUUAUUAGUAGUGCUAAUUGUGAAGAUGGUCAAGAGGCAAUUAAGAAAGGUGAUCAUAAUAAAAAUGGUACGGCCGAGCCACCAGUGUUCAAGAGGGCUCGAAUUGAAACUCCUUCGCCAUUGCCAACAUUUAAGGUGCGGAAAGAGAAGCUAGGGGACCGAGUCACUGCCCUCCAACAACUGGUUUCACCGUUUGGAAAGACCGACACUGCCUCAGUUCUACAUGAAGCCAUUGAGUACAUCAAGUUCCUCCACGAUCAAGUCGGUGUAUUAAGUACUCCAUAUAGUUGAAUUACAGAGUUGGCCCAUGUGUUCCUGUUCCUUUCAAAUGAUCUGUUUCUGUAUGAACCAAACUUUGCCUUUUGUUUUGUUUCCUUUUGGGAUUGAAAUUGAACUGUGGAUAUAGAAAAAAAGAGCAUCAAUCGUGUGUUUGUUAAUGUUAUAAUUUUGGUCAGGAGGCAGAGGCAGAGGGGGCGGGGCGCGCGCGGCCCACUUGUUACUGCAUGCGCGCGCGUGCUCUGGGAAGGGGCCAAUGCCAUGCCCGUUUUGCUUGCCUUUUCACAAUGCACAAAAAAAUCACAAUUAAUAUCAAUAUUACACUUGCAAUUUUCUCAUCAAAU
Momordica charantia (bitter melon) is the source of this 1591-nucleotide messenger RNA. Lineage: Eukaryota; Viridiplantae; Streptophyta; Magnoliopsida; Cucurbitales; Cucurbitaceae. The record is from RefSeq and is a predicted model, not a curated record.